UUCGUCGUUCUCCGCCCUCUCCGCUUUCUUCUUCUUCCUCUCCGUCGUCUCUCGCUCUCCCUUCUUCGAACGUCACGAGACCUCCGAAAUAUAAAGCUAAACAAAUCCCUAUCCCUCCCUCUCUCUCUCGUGACGACAUCGAGAGCACGCCGCGACUUUAAUUUAUCGAUCUAUUUGUCUAUAUAUACAUAUAGUUGAAGAUGGCUUCGUCCUCAACCCCAACUGUGCCGCCCGUUGCGUCCGGCAUUUCGUCGAGCAGCCGCGAUGCACUCCGAGGCGUGUGACCCCCAGGAGCCCCAGUCGCCCACGGGGCGCCGGAUCCUCGACUUCGAGUUCCGCAACUCGCUCCCCCGCGUCCGCACCCCCUCCCUCUCCUCCGCUGCCCCUGAUCCCUCCCCGAGAUCCCCCGCCCUGUCCUCCCCUCCCGUCAUGGGCAGCGAGGCGCGAUCCGCGGUCAAGAUCGUCAAGGGGGAAUUCGGGUACGUCCUCGAGGACGUGCCCCAUCUGACCGACUACCUCCCCGACCUCCCCGCAUACCUUAAUCCACUCCAAGAUAAUCCGGCUUAUUCAGUUGUCAAGCAAUACUUUGUUGAUCACGAUGAUACUGUUCCUGAGAAGAUUGUUGUCCAGAGAGAUAGCCCAAGGGGCCUCCAUUUUCGGCGUGCUGGGCCUCGCCAAAGGGUGUACUUUGAGUCAGAUGAUGUCCAUGCUUGCAUUGUAACAUGUGGAGGUCUUUGCCCAGGGCUUAACACUGUAAUUCGGGAAAUUGUAUGUGGCUUGACACACAUGUAUGGUGUCAACAAAAUAAUUGGUAUUGAGGGUGGAUACAGGGGAUUCUAUGCUCGCAACACCAUACAAUUAACACCAAAGAGCGUGAAUGAUAUUCAUAAACGUGGUGGCACAGUCCUUGGUACAUCACGAGGAGGCCAUGAUACUUUAAAGAUAGUGGACAACAUUCAGGAUCGUGGGAUUAAUCAGGUUUAUAUCAUUGGAGGUGAUGGGACACAAAAGGGAGCAGCUGCUAUAUUUGAGGAAAUUCGAAGGCGUCGUCUCAAAGUUUCUGUCGCUGGGAUUCCUAAGACAAUAGACAAUGACAUUGCGGUUAUUGACAAGUCCUUUGGUUUUGAUACUGCUGUUGAAGAGGCUCAGCGUGCAAUUAAUGCUGCACAUGUUGAGGCUGGGAGUGUUGAAAAUGGCAUAGGCGUUGUAAAACUAAUGGGCCGCUAUAGUGGGUUCCUUGCAAUGUAUGCUACUCUUGCAAGCCGAGAUGUGGACUGCUGCUUAAUUCCAGAAUCACCAUUUUAUCUGGAAGGAAAAGGUGGUCUUUUUGAAUACAUGGAGAAGCAGCUAAAAGAAAAUGGACACAUGGUUAUUGUUGUUGCCGAGGGGGCAGGGCAAGAUCUAAUUGCUGAAAGUAUGAGGUCAAUGAAUCAUGAAGAUGCUUCUGGAAACAAGUUACUCCUUGAUGUUGGGCUAUGGUUAUCUCAGAGGAUAAAAAAUUAUUUCACAAGCAGACAAAAGAUGGUCAUAAAUCUUAAAUAUAUAGAUCCAACAUACAUGAUUCGGGCAAUUCCAAGCAACGCAUCCGACAAUGUUUACUGCACGCUUCUGGCACAGUGUGCGGUGCAUGGGGCAAUGGCUGGAUAUACAGGUUUCACAGUGGGGCUGGUAAAUGGAAGACACACAUACAUACCAUUUGAUAGGGUGACAGAAACAAGAAACACGGUUGUCAUAACCGACAGAAUGUGGGCAAGGCUGCUGUCUUCAACCAAUCAACCGAGCUUUUUGAGCUCUAAAGACGUCGAGGAAGCAAAAAUGAUGGAGGAGAUACCGAAGCAGACAGCGGAUGAGGAAAAAGGCAUGGAAAAUGGUUCUACUUAGAAUGGGGCUUUGCUUAACUGCAUGACAAACUAUAAGCAGUUUGAGGUGUAACAAUAGAGUGUGGCGGCGUUACUAAGUGAUGUUUUUGUCUUGGGGUAUCAAAUAAGCGUUUGGAUCGUGGUCAGUGUGAUUGUUACUUUAAAUAAUGUAAGCAUUCGGACAACGAGUUUAAUUGUUCGA
This is a messenger RNA of Musa acuminata subsp. malaccensis (wild Malaysian banana), 2061 nucleotides long. RefSeq names its product ATP-dependent 6-phosphofructokinase 6. Gene Ontology annotation, biological process: glycolytic process; fructose 6-phosphate metabolic process. Gene Ontology annotation, molecular function: 6-phosphofructokinase activity; ATP binding. Lineage: Eukaryota; Viridiplantae; Streptophyta; Magnoliopsida; Zingiberales; Musaceae. Gene Ontology annotation, cellular component: cytoplasm. The record is from RefSeq and is a predicted model, not a curated record.